Molecule: messenger RNA, 662 nt
Organism: Mya arenaria
Lineage: Eukaryota; Metazoa; Mollusca; Bivalvia; Myida; Myidae
Product: D-galactoside-specific lectin-like
Exons: 3
Coding region: 171-512 (113 amino acids)
Molecular function (GO): carbohydrate binding
Source: RefSeq, a predicted model, not a curated record
ACACUGUUCUGAUUGGACUAAAGCAAAUGAAAGAAACUGUUUGACACAUACAACAUUUUCCGUCUUAGCUAUUAUAAAUGCAACCUUGUUUGGCAAACGCUUAAGUCCGCAUACAGGUUGUAAGCACGGAAGUCAAUAUUUUAAGUUGUGGACAUCAUUGUUAUAACAAAAUGUGCAGAAUUGUGUUUGCCGUGUGUGGAUACUUGGCGCUAAGCGGUGUUGUCGGCAACGUAAUUGUAUGCGAAAAUUCAAAGGUCUACUUGUCAUGCCCCGAGGGCCAAAAAAUAGCGAUAUACAACGCCAACUACGGGAGGACCAGGGAUGCAACCAUCUGCCCCCAUCCGCAAAUUAUAAGCCACAGCUGCUACUCGUCUGGUUCCUUCACCAAAGUCAAGAAGAGUUGUAACGAGCAAAACGAAUGCACUUUGUACGCAUCAAACUCGGUGUAUGGAGAUCCGUGUGGCGGCACUUACAAGUACCUGGAGAUUCAGUACACAUGCAUCUCUGCAUGAAAAACGUGGGCAUUGAAAAGAACUUGAUUUGAACUGGUUUUAUAUUAUAUUUUUUAAUUUGAUUGACUAAAAAUAACAACUUUAAAUAUGAAGCUACAGGAAUUAUUGCUUACUGUAAAAUGUUAUAAUGCAAAUAAAUUUACAACUGAC